Messenger RNA from Trichoderma reesei QM6a, 1853 nucleotides. RefSeq lists its product as uncharacterized. The transcript has 6 exons. Gene Ontology annotation, molecular function: ATP binding; proton-transporting ATPase activity, rotational mechanism. Gene Ontology annotation, biological process: ATP metabolic process; proton transmembrane transport. Bases 318 to 1853 code for a protein of 511 amino acids. The record is from RefSeq and is a predicted model, not a curated record. NCBI's taxonomy places the organism in Eukaryota, Fungi, Ascomycota, Sordariomycetes, Hypocreales, Hypocreaceae. Gene Ontology annotation, cellular component: proton-transporting V-type ATPase, V1 domain.
ACCAGCCAGCUCCAGCUCUUUCCUGCGAGGCACCUCAUUUCCCGGGCGUGGUGCGGCUUCCUUACUUCUAUCCGACUACCCAUUCUCUGCUCCUCUCAUUUCACGCCUUUUGCUCGCCACAAUCCGUCAGCCCUCGACGACCGCUUCUAUAACCCCCUCCCCUUCAACCUUGACUUCGUGGCUACUAGACUGCUGCGCCGCGACCGAAUAACAACCAGGCCGAACCUCGAUUCAGGCAGAUACAGCUUCACAGGAGAAGCUUUCAGCUACUACGCAGACGACGACUCGCAGAAGACGCAUCAUAGACAUUCGCAGCAAUGGCGGACCCACGCAAUUCGUCAUCCUACUCGGUUGUGCCGCAACUGCAGUAUAACACCGUGAGCGGUGUCAAUGGUCCGCUGGUCAUUGUCGAGAACGUCAAAUUCCCGCGAUACAAUGAGAUCGUCACGCUUACGCUGCCCGACGGUACGGAGAGAAAUGGACAGGUUCUGGAAGCUCGAGGUGACCGAGCUGUCGUCCAGGUCUUUGAGGGUACUCCCGGUAUCGAUGUGAAGAAGACCCGUGUCAAGUUCACCGGCCAGAACCUCAAGCUCGGUGUCUCGGAGGACAUGCUGGGCCGUAUCUUUGAUGGAUCUGGACGCGCCAUCGACAAGGGCCCCAAGGUGCUGCCGGAAGAGUACCUCGACAUCAACGGCAGUCCCAUCAACCCCUUCUCCCGAGAAUACCCCGAGGAAAUGAUUGCGACCGGUAUCUCGGCCAUCGACACCAUGAACUCGAUCGCUCGAGGACAAAAGAUUCCCAUCUUCUCCGCCUCCGGUCUGCCGCACAACGAAAUCGCCGCUCAGAUUUGCCGACAGGCUGGUUUGGUCAAGCAGCACGGAGUUACCAACAAGGGCGUCCACGACGGCCACGAGGAGAACUUCUCCAUCGUGUUUGGUGCCAUGGGUGUCAACUUGGAGACUGCUCGGUUCUUCACCCGCGAUUUCGAGGAGAACGGCAGCUUGGAGCGUACCACGCUGUUCCUCAACCUUGCCAACGAUCCUACCAUCGAGCGUAUCAUUACUCCUCGUCUCGCCCUUACCACCGCCGAAUACUAUGCCUACCAGCUCGAGAAGCACGUCCUAGUCAUCUUGACGGAUUUGUCGGCCUACUGCGAUGCCCUUCGUGAGGUUUCCGCCGCUCGAGAAGAAGUGCCCGGUCGUCGUGGUUUCCCCGGUUACAUGUAUACCGAUUUGUCGACCAUCUACGAGCGAGCUGGUCGUGUGACGGGACGAAACGGCUCCAUCACCCAGAUUCCCAUCUUGACCAUGCCCAACGACGACAUCACCCACCCCAUUCCCGACCUGACUGGAUACAUUACCGAGGGACAGAUCUUUGUCGACCGACCUCUGUACAACCGUGGUAUCUACCCUCCGAUCAACGUGCUGCCCUCGCUGUCGCGUUUGAUGAAGUCUGCCAUUGGUGAGGGCAUGACGCGCAAGGACCACGGCGAUGUGUCCAACCAGCUGUACGCCAAGUACGCCAUUGGCCGUGAUGCCGCUGCCAUGAAGGCGGUCGUCGGUGAGGAGGCCCUGUCAUCCGAAGACAAGCUGUCGCUCGAGUUCUUGGACAAGUUUGAGCGCCAAUUCAUCAGCCAGGGCGCGUACGAGUCUCGAUCGAUCUACGAGUCUCUGGAUCUGGCGUGGAGCCUGCUCCGCAUCUACCCCAAGGACCUGCUCAACCGUAUCCCGGCCAAGAUCCUCAACGAGUUCUACCAGCGAUCCCAGAAGGAUGCCAAGGCAAAGGGCAAGGCGCGAGCCGAGGUUGCCUCCAACGACAGGCAGCAGGCUGAGGAGAAUCUGAUCGACGCUUAA